CCACCCUCCCAGAACUGAGAAGAGGAAGCUUGUGAGACAGACAUCUAGUUCUGCCUGUGUUAGUGAAGAGGAGCUGCUUAAGAAAAGAUGAAGCCCUUGUCCCUGUUAAUAGAGAUAUUGAUAAUUCUUGGGGUCACAAUUAAAACUAUUGAAGCAGAAAAACAUAAAAGACAAAAAGAAAGAAAUGUCACCACACAGGUAUCAGUGAAUGAAAUCAAACAAUUUUUAUCGCAUAUACUGGAACAAAGAAAAUCAAGUAAAGUAAUCAGAAACAGAGAAAAUCUCUUAGAAAAAAAGAAGAAUCAACAUAAAAUAAGAAUAAAAGGAAUUCAAAAUAAGCACCUCUUGAAGAGAAAUAAAAAUCAUUUAAAAAAGCAAGCAAAGAAAAAUUUCACAGAUGAAGGAGAUCAGCUAUUUAAGAUGGGCACCAAGAUUCUCCAGCAGUCUAAAAACCAAAAACAAAAAGCAGAAGCCUACGUCCUCUUUGCCAAAGCAGCUGACAUGGGAAACUUGAAAGCUAUGGAGAAAAUGGCUGACGCUUUGCUAUUUGGAAAUUUUGGAAUGCAAAACAUAACAGCAGCCAUCCAAUUAUAUGAGUCCUUGGCUAAAGAAGGAUCACAUAAAGCCCAAAAUGCAUUAGGAUUCUUGUCUUCUUAUGGAAUAGGAAUGGAAUAUGAUCAAGCCAAGGCACUGAUAUAUUACACCUUUGGAAGUGCUGGAGGAAGCAUGAUGUCCCAGAUGAUUUUGGGAUACAGAUAUUUGUCAGGAAUCAAUGUUCUACAGAGUUGUGAAAUUUCCCUAAAUUAUUACAAGAAAGUGGCAGACUAUAUUGCUGGCAAAUUGGAAAAAAGUGAAGGUAUUCCAGUGGAAAAAGUGAGACUAACUGAAAGACCUGAAAAUCUGAGUUCUAACAGUGAGAUUUUGGAUUGGGACCUAUACCAAUACUAUAAAUUUUUGGCAGAAAGAGGAGAUGUUCAGAUACAAGUAUCUCUUGGACAAUUACAUCUAAUUGGGAGAAAAGGUCUAGAUCAGGAUGACUACAAAGCAUUAUAUUACUUCUUAAAGGCAGCAAAGGCUGGGAGUGCAAAUGCCAUGGCAUUUAUAGGAAAGAUGUAUUUAGAGGGGAAUGCUGCCGCGCCACAAAAUAAUGCCACUGCCUUCAAAUACUUUUCCAUGGCAGCCAAUAAGGGCAAUGCAAUUGGUCUUCAUGGUCUUGGUCUUCUUUACUUUUAUGGAAAAGGAGUUCCUGUGAAUUAUCCUGAAGCACUUAAAUACUUUCAGAAAGCUGCAGAGAAAGGGUGGCCCAAUGCACAGUUCCAGUUAGGCUUCAUGUACUACUCUGGCUCUGGAGUAUGGAAGGAUUAUAAACUUGCCUUCAAAUAUUUUUACUUGGCAUCUCAGAGUGGGCAGCCCCUUGCCAUCUAUUAUCUGGCCGAGAUGUAUGCCACAGGAACAGGAGUGUUAAGAUCAUGCAGAACCGCUGUGGAGAAAAGGCUAAAAUUCUUGAAAAAGAGAAGAUGUAUCCAAUGGCACUUCUUCUAUGGAAUCGAGCAGCCAUUCAAGGACAUGCACUUGGCCAGGAGAUUAUAUGACAUGGCCGCUCAAACGAGUUCAGAUGCUCACAUACCUGUGUUCUUUGCCCUCAUGAAACUGGAAACUAUGCAUUUGCUACGAGACAUCCUGUUUUUUAACUUUACAAUGAGAUGGAAAUGGAUGGACUUGGAUGACACCCUGGGACCAUACUGGGAUUUAUUUCUGAUUGGCUUCAUUGUUGCAGUGCUGAUUUUCUUGCUUAUAAAUUACCACCGGUAGGAUCUGGAUCUUAGGAAAACUUGCUCAUGGGAACCAGUUCACUCCAAGGUAUCCUCAGUAAAUAAAGAAUUUCCUCAUCCAAA
Molecule: messenger RNA, 1895 nt
Organism: Carlito syrichta (Philippine tarsier)
Lineage: Eukaryota; Metazoa; Chordata; Mammalia; Primates; Tarsiidae
Gene: SEL1L2
Product: SEL1L2 ERAD E3 ligase adaptor subunit
Exons: 18
Coding region: 88-1812 (574 amino acids)
Biological process (GO): ERAD pathway
Cellular component (GO): endoplasmic reticulum membrane
Molecular function (GO): protein binding
Source: RefSeq, a predicted model, not a curated record